Messenger RNA from Dibothriocephalus latus, 1188 nucleotides. The record is from the annotation of a GenBank genome assembly. NCBI's taxonomy places the organism in Eukaryota, Metazoa, Platyhelminthes, Cestoda, Diphyllobothriidea, Diphyllobothriidae.
AUGUCUGAACCGCAGCAGCUCUGUUUCGUCCCAUUUGACACCGUCGUGGACACAGCUUUUUGGCAUGCUCUUGCCAAACGAAAACUCGAGGACUACAAACUGCUGGAGGGACCUUUCCCAAUCACGGCAGAGUUUACCAGUGGAACUGCUCCCGGACUUACACCGCGCAUGAAUGUCGAUUUGAACAGUAUACAGAACCCUAGCAAUACCUCGUCACGGUGCAGUAAUUGUUUCCGAAUAGAGGGCUCGCUUUUCACCCUCAAUACCAUAGACCAGUUCAAGGAGCUCGACAAGCAAUCCUUUAUUGAUAAUUUUGGACGAGAACAGAUUGCGUCUGUUGUGACAGCCUCAACAAAGUUACCAGAUAAAGCAAAUCGACUUUUGCGAUUUCUUCUUCUCACCUACUGCGACCUUAAACAUCACAAAUUCUACUUCUGGUUUGCAUUCCCUUCACCGCUGCAACAACAAGGAUUUCAAAUUCUCAACCGAAAACCAAUUCUUGAGGAAUUUUCUCAGCCACAGGCCAGCACUUUUUUUGUUACAAUCACAUUUUCUAUCUUAAUACCGUGGCCUGUUGAAUCCUAUUGCCGAUUCAUUUAUGUGAAGUCCGUUGACGACUUGAUUCUUAGCAUAGAUAUGCAGGGAACAGAAACCCAGCUCGACAACUUGUUGGCCUCCUAUGACAAGUGGCGCGAACACUCCAAUGAUGUCUUCUUCAGCUUUCGGAUAGGAGCCGAUGGUGACGUCCGUGUCUUUAGUUUGUCUGAAUUUGAUGCCUGUCAGGAGAAUGACUACCUCGGCUUUUCGGAUCCUUCCUCGGACGCCGAUCACCCCGGCUGGCCACUACGCAACCUCUUAUUCGCGGUUUCUAGCACUCUAACCUCCUCGUCUCCAAAGGCUGUUAAGGUGCUAUGCUUUCGUGAUCGCUACGCGCAUGGUGAGCGCAUAUGUUCGCAUAGUUUCGUGCUACGCAUUCAGUUACUACAGAAGCCGUCUCCAUCAGAAACCAAAUUUGUUGGCUGGGAAAAGUGGCAAGGAAAGUUGCAGCCACGAAGGGUCAACUUGAGUUCCACCAUGGAUCCUGUCAAGUACGUUUUUAAUCUCUUUUUCACAGUACCUAAUAAAACUUUGUGUUUACAGUCAUGGCAACUUGAUAUGCGUGCAAAUAGAGAACCUCGGUCUCAUUAA